CAAUCACACACAUUGUCUAGAUCAAAAAGCUAGGGUUUUAUCAAAAGUCACCGCCAUCAAUCAUCAAUGCCGAAGAAUAAAGGAAAGGGAGGUAAAAAUCGCAAGAGAGGGAAGAACGAAGCUGACGACGAUAAGCGAGAGCUUGUAUUCAAGGAAGACGGCCAAGAGUAUGCUCAAGUGCUCCGUAUGCUCGGAAAYGGCCGUUGUGAGUCCAUGUGUAUUGACGGCACUAAACGUCUUAGCCACAUCCGUGGUAAGAUGCACAAGAAGGUUUGGAUCGCCGCGGGAGAUAUCAUUCUCGUUGGACUUCGUGAUUACCAGGACGAUAAGGCGGAUGUUAUCCUUAAGUAUAUGCCUGAUGAGGCGAGGCUGUUGAAGGCGUACGGUGAGUUGCCGGAUAAUAUUAGGCUUAAUGAAGGUAUUGUUGGUGGAAUUGAUGACGAGGAGGAUGGCGCUGGUGAUGACUAUAUCGAGUUUGAAGAUGAAGACAUCGACAAAAUCUAGGUUUUCAAAUUGGGAUGGAAUGAACGAAAUUGAGUUCUGAAAAGUUAAUGGUUUGUAGAAUCUCUGAGCUCUUGGAAUCUGAAUUACCUGUGAGAUUUUAGUGUCGUUAAGAUUAUAAGAAAAAAUUAUCUGUAUCCUUUUCAUAUAAAUGCCAUUUGAUAGCCUUCUCUUGAUAUGUGUUAAUGUUGGCUAAGUUAUUGUAGCCAUCUUCAGGUUAA
Messenger RNA from Cynara cardunculus var. scolymus (artichoke), 722 nucleotides. Its product is annotated as eukaryotic translation initiation factor 1A-like. NCBI's taxonomy places the organism in Eukaryota, Viridiplantae, Streptophyta, Magnoliopsida, Asterales, Asteraceae. Gene Ontology annotation, biological process: translational initiation. The transcript is spliced from 2 exons. The record is from RefSeq and is a predicted model, not a curated record. Gene Ontology annotation, cellular component: cytoplasm. Gene Ontology annotation, molecular function: RNA binding; translation initiation factor activity. The coding region runs from base 67 to 504 and encodes 145 amino acids.